This is a messenger RNA of Trypanosoma brucei brucei TREU927, 786 nucleotides long. Its product is annotated as bloodstream stage alanine-rich protein BARP. The transcript has a single exon. The coding region runs from base 1 to 786 and encodes 261 amino acids. NCBI's taxonomy places the organism in Eukaryota, Euglenozoa, Kinetoplastea, Trypanosomatida, Trypanosomatidae. The record is from RefSeq and is a predicted model, not a curated record.
AUGAGCAUCACUUUUCAUAAUUUAUGGCUACUUUUGACAGUGUUAUGCACUGCAGGUAUUCGUGGUGAUCGAGUCUGGUACGAUUGUCCAGAAAAAGGAGUGGACACAUCGCGGGACGACAUACAAGCUUUGUGCCGUGCAGCGGAGCAGUUCAGAGGCCUAUCACAAACAGUAACAUCUGCUGUGGAAACUUCCGCGGCUGCUUCAAGUAAAGCAUUUGAAGCAAAGGUACAAGCAGAGGAAGCUGUGGAACUUGCCGAGUCGAGAGGCCUAAACGUUACGAAAGCGAAGGAAGCUGCUGUGAGAGCAACACUCGCUGCUGAAGCUGCGGCCACGGCUGCAAGUAAUGUGGAAAUUGACGCUGCAAAUAUUGCUGCGGUGCCGUGGUCACAACCAAGCAGUGAUGCAGGUUUACAAAAGCUGGCACUUUGUGAAAACAUCGACAAGAGUUUACGACAGUUGGCAUCAAAGUGCUCGAAGAGAGCGGAAAACGUGACGGCCCAAUCGCUCAGUGAGGCGUUGGAGGGACUAAGAAAACUACACUACAAUGAUGUAUACGUUAAGGAAAUAUUAGAGAGAGAAGAUGUUGAGUUCCACAAAGAGUUUAUGUGGUUACAGCACCACCUCCGGGAGGCUGUCCGUGCACAAAAACAGGCUGAGGAUGCAGCUGCAGAGGCGAAUGAAAUAGCCGGCACAAAUACGGGACCAGUUGGAAAUUCCGUUGCAUCACCUGAAGGGUCAGUGCUGCUACUGAUGGCUGGACUGUUUCUCGGUUCUGUACUGUAA